CUACAUUCUGGACCACCCUUUCUAGAAAUCGAUCAAACUAGUAUACAUUAAUUUGCAGAAAAUGAGGAAUUGAAGGACCACCAGCCACCGGUCAAGUUAUAACUCGAUUUGUCUAGCUGAAUAGAGCCUCCUAAUCAGAUUGAAUCAUUGAAUAUCAGUUCAAAAGAUACUGUGACAUAAUUAAGCUUGAGCUAUGGAGGACUCCCAUACUGAUGGCUCAGUUGCGAUAAGCAUUGGUCCGGAUCGAAAUAUUUCUGAGGACGGCAGUUCUGCCGCAAGAGAAACAAGAAGUACUAGUCCGAAAUGGCCAACAAUGGAGGAACUUGUUACCCUCUUAGAAAAAACGGAGGAUGUUAAGCUUCAUAAGCCAGCAUUCCUCUCGAUGUGGGACAAUAGGAUAUUUGUAAUAUCAUGUGCAUUUGCCGUCUUACUUGAUCCUUUGUUUUCUUACAUCUUUCUCAUCAACGACGACAAGAAGUGUGUGAUGGUGGACCGAAAGUUGAAGUUAGCAUACGUUACUCUACGAUCAGCUACAGAUAUAUCAUAUGCAUUGGACAUUAUCUUUUGUUUAUGGCGAAUUCGGAAUGCUAAGAUACUUGAGGCCUGGGGAAUGAUGAGUACUGUUUCUUUGAAUGGAAAGAGAUCAGUGUCACCCCUUCUCCUUGUUCAUAUUUUUGUUGCUCUUCCCCUUCCACAGGUAACACUACUCACUGCCAGAGGUGUUGAUUCUGUUCUUCUUCUUUUUACUCUAAUUCAAUACACAGUACGAGUUUAUCGCAUCUAUGGUUCGCUCGGGCAACAACCUAAUAUAGCAACUGUAAAAGGAAGUUGGCUUAAAGCUACAUUGGAUUUUUUUCCCUUCAUCCUUGCUGCUCAUCUAUUUGGAGCAGCGUGGUACUAUCUUGCUGUUGACCGUAUAGUGACUUGUUGGAUGGAUGCCAUUGGAAAAUAUGAUCCUUACUGUGAUGAUUUAAAAUCUUCUAAUACUGUGGAAAAUACAAAAUCCCUAAUUAAUAAAUCAUGCUCAAAAAGUUCUUCAAACACAAUAGUGGAUUUUGGUAUUUACAAUUCCGCUAUUCAAUCUGGUUUGACAAAAUCAACCAAGCUUUCCCUAAAGUUGUUGCAAGGUUUUUGGUGGGGACUGCGAAAUCUGAGGUUUGUACACUUAUAUAAGCAUAUGUAAAUGUAUAUGUGUUUAUAGAGACUGAUUGAUGUCUCAUAUAUAUGUAAGAACAUAUUAAUACUUGAGACCCUCUAAUUUUUUUUGCA
Rosa chinensis is the source of this 1269-nucleotide messenger RNA. Its product is annotated as cyclic nucleotide-gated ion channel 1. The transcript has 6 exons. NCBI's taxonomy places the organism in Eukaryota, Viridiplantae, Streptophyta, Magnoliopsida, Rosales, Rosaceae. The record is from RefSeq and is a predicted model, not a curated record. The coding region runs from base 194 to 1183 and encodes 329 amino acids.